Messenger RNA from Phyllostomus discolor (pale spear-nosed bat), 4244 nucleotides. RefSeq names its product cytochrome b-245 heavy chain (gene CYBB). The transcript is spliced from 13 exons. Gene Ontology annotation, molecular function: superoxide-generating NAD(P)H oxidase activity. Gene Ontology annotation, biological process: defense response; superoxide anion generation. Gene Ontology annotation, cellular component: NADPH oxidase complex; plasma membrane. Bases 90 to 1802 code for a protein of 570 amino acids. NCBI's taxonomy places the organism in Eukaryota, Metazoa, Chordata, Mammalia, Chiroptera, Phyllostomidae. The record is from RefSeq and is a predicted model, not a curated record.
UGCCCCAAGGGGCUGUUUUCACUUCCUCAUGGGCAGAAGAAGCAAAGCAGAAAAGAGAGGCAGACACGAGACAGUAAACUUUUGCCACCAUGGGGAACUGGGCUGUGAAUGAGGGACUCUCCAUCUUUGUCAUUCUGGUAUGGCUGGGGUUGAACAUCUUCCUCUUUGUCUGGUACUACCGGGUUUAUAGUGAGCCAGUGAAGUUCCAUUACACCCGAGAACUUCUUGGGCGAGCCCUGGCAUUGGCCAGGGCCCCUGCAGCCUGCCUGAAUUUCAACUGCAUGCUGAUACUGUUGCCAGUAUGUCGAAAUCUGCUCUCCUUCCUCAGGGGUUCCAGUGCGUGUUGCUCAACAAGAAUUCGAAGACAACUGGACAGGAACCUCACCUUUCAUAAAAUGGUGGCAUGGAUGAUUGCACUUCACACUGCGAUUCACACCAUUGCACAUCUAUUUAAUGUGGAGUGGUGUGUGAAUGCCCGGGUCAACAAUUCUGAUCCUUACUCAAUAGCACUGUCUGACAUUGGAGAUAAGCCUAAUGAAAGUUACCUCAAUUUUGCUCGCGAGAGAAUCCCGAAUCCUGCAGGAGGCCUGUAUGUGGCUGUGACUCGGUUGGCAGGCAUUACUGGAAUUGUCAUCACACUGUGCCUCAUAUUAAUUAUCACCUCUUCCACCAAAACCAUCCGGAGGUCUUACUUUGAAGUGUUUUGGUACACACACCAUCUUUUUGUGAUCUUCUUCAUUGGUCUCGCCAUCCAUGGAGCUGAGCGAAUUGUACGUGGGCAGACCUCAGAGAGUUUGCAGGAGCACAAUGUAACAAUAUGCCGUGAUAAAAUCUCAGAUUGGGGAAAAAUAAAGGAGUGCCCAGUCCCUAAGUUCUCUGGGAACCCACCUAUGACUUGGAAAUGGAUAGUUGGUCCCAUGUUCCUGUAUCUCUGUGAGAGAUUGGUACGGUUUUGGAGAUCUCAACAGAAGGUGGUCAUCACCAAGGUGGUCACUCAUCCUUUCAAAACCAUCGAGCUACAGAUGAAGAAGAAGGGAUUCAAGAUGGAAGUGGGACAAUACAUUUUUGUCAAGUGCCCCAAGGUGUCCAAGCUGGAAUGGCACCCUUUCACACUGACCUCUGCCCCUGAGGAAGAUUUCUUUAGCAUCCAUAUCCGCAUUGUUGGGGACUGGACAGAGGGACUGUUCAAUGCUUGUGGCUGUGAUAAGCAGGAGUUUCAAGAUGCCUGGAAACUACCUAAGAUAGCAGUUGAUGGGCCCUUUGGCACAGCCAGCGAAGAUGUGUUCAGCUACGAGGUGGUAAUGUUAGUAGGAGCAGGAAUUGGGGUCACACCUUUUGCAUCCAUUCUCAAGUCAGUUUGGUACAAAUACUGCAAUAAUGCCACCAGUCUGAAGCUCAAAAAGAUCUACUUCUACUGGCUGUGCCGGGACACACAUGCCUUUGAGUGGUUUGCCGACUUGCUGCAGCUGCUGGAGACCCAGAUGCAAGAGAGGAACAAUGCUGGUUUCCUCAGCUAUAACAUAUACCUCACUGGCUGGGAUGAGUCACAGGCCAAUCAUUUUGCUGUGCACCAUGAUGAGGAGAAAGAUGUCAUCACAGGCUUGAAACAAAAGACUUUGUAUGGACGGCCCAACUGGGAUAAUGAGUUCAAGACAAUUGCGAGCCAACAUCCAAACACCCGAAUAGGAGUUUUUCUCUGUGGACCUGAAGCCUUGGCUGAAACUCUCAGUAAACAAAGCAUCUCCAACUCUGAGUCUGGCCCACGGGGAGUGCAUUUCAUCUUCAAUAAGGAAAACUUCUAAUUGGUCACUUUCAUGAGGAAAUAAAUGUGGCUUAUGCUGCCAAAUGCCCAAAUAAUGCUAGUUGGUAAUGUAAGUCCUCCCCACUUUUAAAAUGGAGAAAAGAAACUCUAAUGGAAGGUUUGCCCAAGGAUUGUUUGAUAGUGAUAAUCUGCAUUUGAAUCAGGUUUAUGAUUUUCAGAGCACUUUUACAAACAUUAUUCAUUUUUUUCGAUCAGUCAUGCCAGAGAAAAGGUAGGGCAAGAAAUCCCAGACUCAGUUUUAGGUAAAAAAAUGGGGACUCAAAAUGAUGAAGUAACCCCCCAAAGGCUAUGAAGCUGAGAUACAUCUAGGCCAUCCAACUCCAUGUUUGGUAGUGUCCCCACAAUACCAUGUGGCCUGGAAAUGGGUUUUGUAUACUCCCCAAAGAAGAAUCAAAGCAGAAAGUACACAUUCAUUUUCCAUUUUGUAUCAUCAUUGUUCUCAUUAUGUCAUAUGGAAGGAAUUUUCCAAAUAGUGAAGAGAUAUAUAUUGCUGAGAGUGAUUCAACACUUAAUAGUGACAGGAUUGACAUUUUAAGCAUACUGCAGUUUACCAAUACAUCAUAUUAAUUGUGUCAGAGAUUCUUCUUACAAAAGAGUAUUAGACUAACUGGAAUUAAUGUGUUAUCUAAUUUUACAAUCAUGCUUGGCAAAGAAUGGAUUACUCAAUGAAAAUUUGUUGAAUGAAUGAAAAAGACAUUUAGAACCAUGCAAGGCCAGGGUAGAAUUAAUUUAAAGCAUUUUAACAGAAUCAUCUAAGGAAAUAACUUCUGUUACACUUAUAAACCAAAGGCACUGAUGCUCCUGAGCAUAGAGAAGAGGCUAAGGACAGUAACACAUAGGAUGCCCUGAAGAAAAGGGAGAUGCAAGCAGAAAACUGACCUCCUAUCAUAACUCUGGCUGGCUCCUCAGUCUUGCUCUCUGUGCUAUGAAAGAGAUGUAAACUGAUUUACUACCUGAAACAGUCUCUUCCAGCUAGCACUUGUGAAUUUAAAACUAAGAAUUGUGACAAAUAUGUAUCUGCUAGGGCCCAUCUGCUUUAAAUAAUAUCCCUCCUUGUUUUACUUAAAUACUUGUGCAUAAAAAUUGGAUCUUAUUGUGUGACUAAUAGUUUAUUGUUUUAUUAUCAUCAUUAUCAUUAUUAAAUUAUAUCAUAGAAACUAAAAUUCCCAGAUUACUGUGUAGGUAUUGAAAUCCCACUCAAUAGAAUGUUCGCGAUAUCUAUGUGUUCAAAAGAGAGUCUCUAAAUCACUGUCAAUAUGACCAAAAAACAGUCUUCUUUUUCUCACAGCUCCUCUUAUUUCUGGGAACUCACAACUUUAUUGGCCCAACCCUCUGGGGCCACAGAUAUUUAGUAUUAUCAACUUCAGUAAUGAGGAAGAAAGAGGGGGAAGGGCAGAAGACUAGGUUGGAAGAAAGGAGCAGGAAGGAGGAAAGAGAAUAGAAGGAGAAUGAGAGAAAGCUAAAAAGGCAAAAGGUUAGUGUAGGGAAAAGUAGUCUCACAUCACUCAGUUUCUAUCCCAGAUUUGAAGUCUUGUAUGUAGUGAAUGUAACUGAAGGAGGCACACACAUAUUUAUUUUAUUUUGGUUACAUAUGAUAUUGAAUCUGAAAUUUUGGUUGCAAAUUUUGAUGCUGAGUGGCCCAUAUUCAGAGGGCUGAGAUGAACUUGUUAAGAACCCAGUUUUUCUUUGGGUUCUCGACGAUGGCCAGGGCACUGACAAGUCAGGCUUGCUGCUGGAUGUCACCUCCCCAAAAUGUCCCAGAAAGGUUUCCACUUAGAGAAGCUUAGGUCCAGCAUGUUCACACUGCAUGCCAAGUAUCAGCUCAUUCAUUUUAACAAAUUUUUGUUGUGCUAUUACAAUGACUGGCUCCUGUAUUCCUAGUUUCAGUUCUUGACACCAAAGUGUGAGCAAAGGAGGAAGCAUGGUUAUAAGGAGUCUGGGAAUCUUGGCCCUACUAACCUAUUUUGUCAUAAAUAAAACCAAACUCGAUUUGUUGUUCUCAAAAUGUUUUGCUAUUUGGCACCAACAAGGGGUUUUCUCCCUUUGAUAUCAACCAUGGUUACCAAAACAAAUAAAUCUGUCCUGUGUCACCCGGUUAUAAUAUGCAAAAAAUGAGUGUAAAAGUGAUUGUCAUUUGAAAACUUCCUUCUUCAUGCUUCUUCCAAGCUGCCGCAUAGCUUUUUAAGCAUUUUUUAGCAUUUAUAUUUAGCAGUUAGUAACAAGAACUGAGAGAAUUUGCUAAGCGUUUGAUUUUAAUCACAAGGCUCUCAAGGCUUUUUUUUAGUUCUCCUGCUUUGCAAUGUUUGCAUUAUGAAAUUUGAAUACUUGUAGGUGUGGUAUGUGAAUGUCCUGGGGGUCCCUGGGAGAUAAUUCUUAGGAAGAACUAUUAAAAACUGUGCUGAACUAUUAAAAUUAAUGAAGU